UGGAGGGGGCCAUCGGCGUACAGUCCGCCGCCGCACACAGUCGUGCGCGCAUCCACCGCAGACAUGGGUUCGCCUGCACCGGCCUAACCAGAUACCGUUUCCCAGACCAAUCGAAAGUGACCUCUUUCCCAUUGUUGUGACCCAAUGAUGACAGCUAUCGGUGAUUUAUAAAAAAUAACAAAUAAAAUAACAACGUGACAGUGUCAAUAGAAAGUGGCUAAUUUCAAAGGAUUUUCCGGUUGACCCGUGAAGACUGGUAAAUAUGGUGCUGCUUGCCCGUAUACGUCUCCGGCGUUGGCUGGCCAUGGUCUUGCUCACGAGCGCCCUACGUGCUAUCGAGGGUCAGUGCCCAUGGGAAGGAUCUCCUGACCUUCACGCGUCCUGUGUCUGCGCUUUAAAUCUAGCCAGAGAUCUGUCGGUGCAAUGUGAUCAGGUUGACUUUCCAGCGCUACUGGCGGCACUGGAUUCAAGCACCAAAAACGUCCCUAUUGACCUCCUUUACAUAAACAAUUCGACGAUACCCAUUCUUGCUAAUGAUAUGUUUGCAAAUCUAAAAAUACAUAACUUGCAAAUAUCAGCUUGCAAAAUCAAAAAGAUUGAAGAUGAUGCCUUCAGGGGUCAGAGUGCCUAUCUCAAGAAUUUAAAUUUGCAAGAUAAUGAACUGACAGAAGUUCCGGUCAGAGCACUAAAAAUACUCACAAAUCUAUCACUUUUAGACAUAUCGAAAAAUCGGAUAUCUCACAUAAACAGUCAUGCAUUCGUUACACUUAGAAAACUGACAACACUAAAAAUAUCGGACAAUAACGUAACUUUGGAAGCACUCGCUUUGUCGGGAUUGGAAAAUUCAUUAAAAAAUCUAAACCUAAAAGGUACGAAACAAAAAGUAGUCCCUGAAUGUAUUAGAGGUCUCCGUAAUUUGGCAUUUUUAGAUCUCUCUCAGAACAGCAUUAGAGAAUUGCCGAGCCCCGAGGGAAAAAAUUCAUUCGAAGGAUUAGAUUCCUUAACAGCUCUAAAUCUGGAAAGAAAUCUUAUUGUAACAUUAAGAAAAGACGCAUUCUUAGGAAUAAAGUCUACGUUAACUUCCCUAAGCCUUUUAAACAAUCUUCUACCAGAAUUCCCGACAGCAGCUAUUGGCACAUUGACUGAUUUGAGAGUACUCGACAUAGGGUUCAAUUUGUUGAAUAGACUACCCACGGAUGCAUUUUUAAAUAAUCCAUCUAUAACACUCUUGGCUUUAGACGGAAAUCCAUUACCUACCGUCCCUGUAGAAGCUUUUGUUCAUCUUAAUCAAACUUUACGCGGAUUAAGUUUAGGAGGCCGAUUUUUAAAUUGUGAUUGUAGAUUACGAUGGAUUACUGAAUGGAUACGUAAUGGGGAGCUUCAAGUUACUUCUCGUGAACGUAACCCACAAUUUUGUGGACAUCCUGCUAGUUUUCGAGAACGAGGCUUUUAUAGUUUCGAACCAAAUGAAUUGAUAUGCGAACACGAAACAACAACAACGCCGCAACAAUCAUCAACAAACAAAUUAAUAAUUGAUUUAAUACCAAAUCCUACAACGGCUUCAAGCACGACUCCUCAUGAAACUAUCAUAAGUUCAUCGACAGAAUUUGCCAGUUCAACUUAUACCAAUAAUCAAACACCGUCCAAAACAAUAACCGCUCAGUCUACAUUAACGAACACAGUCAAACCGGAUCGCAUCCCGUCAGUCAGGCCAGCUGCACCAACUUGGCGACACGCGCCUAAUCAACGGCCGCCAUUAAUAAUGAAUUUCCCUCAACAAAAGUCUAAAAUAGACGAUUCAAAGGAGGUCAUAGUGAAAAACGCAUACAGGCAAGACAACUCUGUAGUGAUACAUUGGGAUUCAGAUGUUGCAAAUAUUCUCGGAUUUCGUGUGGUGUAUCGUCUCUUUGGAGACAAAAGUUUCAAACAAGGUCCUCCAUUAGAAGCCAGCGAAAGAGAAUUUAAAAUUAAAAGCGUCCCAUCUCAGGAAUGCAUAGUGGUCUGCGUGAUCUCCCUAGAGGAGGUUAACGUCAGUCCAGAGACAGUACCGUACUCGCAAUGUAGAGAAGUGCGCACCGUUUCGGCGGCCGCCUCCAACAUGGACAAGAUCACGAUCGCCGCCAGCGCCGCCAUCUGCGGCACCAUAGUCGUCGCCGUGCUGAUCUUCGCGGCCGCCUCGCGUCGCCGAUCUCGGACCGUGCAUCGUCUGCACACUCAAACAGAAAAGCUGCCCAACCCUUGCUGCGGCGGCCUCACGGGCACGCCGAGCCCUAAUGGCCCGCUAUCCUCAUUAGCAACGCUCGGUGCUUUUGGGAAACAGCGUGAGUGGGAUCAAGUGUCGGCUUACAGCGCAAGGUCUAUUCCGCGCGCACGCACAUACACUGAGCCAGCCCACCCCGACCCGCUGCCCGGCCGCCCGGGGCGUACCCGCUCACUCGCAGACGGCCAGUCACAGCACAGCUACUCCCAGUCUGGCCGAUAUGGAGCCCCUGGAUACCCAGGCAGCCUAUUAGGAUCAAGAACUGAUCUUCGACAAUCGCGCCAGUCGCUAGGAGCUGCUUCUGAGCGAGCAUCGCGACUGUCGCUGAGCGGCGCGGCCGGCGGCGCGACGGGCGGGACCUCAGGCUCGCGGAGACGACCACGAUCGCGCUCGCGCCCCGCCAGCCGCUACAGCGUUGGCUCCAUCGGGAUGGGUUACUGUGACACUUCGGACAACUGGACUGAUCACGACAUGGACAUUUACAUGGCUCGAAACCCCACGACACGGGGAGGGCUGGUGCCUUUAUAGCGUGCAGGAAGCACGGAGCGGGGAGACGAGACGUCGCACGCGCAUUGCUCGCCAUCGCGGACAGCCAGCACGAGCUAUAUCACGUCGUGUGCACAUAAAACCCGCCCGAGGAGCCACUGGCACCACCACUACCACCGCCACAGCCGCCAACUUCAACGGUCGCGACGCAGGUGCUCACGACAACAGGAAAGAUAGUGAACAGGUCAACCCUUAGAUAAGUUUUUCGUUACCGCUAACUGCCGGAAUGAAGUAUGUACUUACGAAGACUGCUCAAGAUUAUUGUAAAUUAGUCUAAUUAAAGGUUACAUUCAACACUUUUGAAAAUCUUAUUCUACUGGCAAAACUAUGUUAAGAAAUAGAAUUUUACUCGCAAUAGAUCGCGUAUUGUAUCAACGAAUCUGUGGCAAACACUUCAGACGUUAAAUACCUUCCUUGGAAGACCCCGCCUUAUAAUUUCGGGAAUCCAGUUAGAGAGAUAAAAUACGUAUAAUUUCAUGAUAAUGUUUGGACAAAGCUAGUCACGAUUCUCAAAUACGUUUGCAAAUUGGAUCUAAUUUCCUUUCUACAAAAUAUGAUAAAACUGAUAUAAAUAUGUAUGGAAAAUAACACAGUUUCUUUGUCAAAGUAGAUAGCUAUAUGCGAUAUUAAUUAUUGUUCAAUAGGUGAAUAUUUAAGAGACUGUACAUAUUAGAUAAGGUAGAUAUUAAUGUGAAAAUUACCAAAUGCAAUGAGGAGUAAUCCGAAUGGUGCUAUUUUCUAAAGUAACCAUUCCAAUUAUGUACAUAAGUAUGCAGUUAUAUUUUUAAAAGUGUUUAUUAUUUGUAUAAAAACUAUUAAUUAUUAAAAAUAUUAUGUAAAGGUAAUUAAAAAUGUAAUUUUAUUA
Plodia interpunctella (Indianmeal moth) is the source of this 3671-nucleotide messenger RNA. RefSeq names its product hattifattener (gene haf). The transcript is spliced from 5 exons. NCBI's taxonomy places the organism in Eukaryota, Metazoa, Arthropoda, Insecta, Lepidoptera, Pyralidae. The record is from RefSeq and is a predicted model, not a curated record. The coding region runs from base 263 to 2788 and encodes 841 amino acids. Gene Ontology annotation, molecular function: protein binding.